UGCUGCUGGCUUUCGUGCUGGCGCUCCGCCAGCUCCUGAGGCAGAGGCGGCCAGCGGGCUUCCCCCCGGGGCCACCGCGGCUGCCGUUCCUCGGCAACAUCUGCUCCCUGGCUUUGUCGGCCGAGCUGCCCCACGUCUACAUGAGGAGGCAGAGCCGGGCGUACGGCGAGAUUUUCAGUUUAGAUCUUGGAGGCAUAUCAGCUGUGGUUCUAAAUGGUUAUGAUGUUGUGAAAGAGUGCCUUGUUCAUCAAAGUGAAAUUUUUGCAGACAGACCAUGCCUUCCUUUGUUCAUGAAGAUGACAAAAAUGGGAGGCUUACUCAAUUCCAGAUAUGGCCGAGGAUGGAUUGAGCACAGAAGAUUGGCUGUUAACAGCUUUCACUGUUUUGGAAGUGGCCAAAAAUCUUUUGAGUCUAAAAUCUUAGAAGAAACUCGGUUUUUAAUUGAUGCUAUUGAAACAUACAAAGGACAAGUUCAUAAAGAGAUUGAUUUAAUUAUGGGCGCCAAUAGGGGGCCUUCCUGGGAAGACAAGUGUAAAAUGCCUUACACUGAAGCAGUUUUGCAUGAAGUUUUAAGAUUCUGUAAUAUAGUUCCACUGGGGAUUUUCCAUGCCACCUCUGAAGAUACAGUUGUACGUGGUUAUUCCAUUCCUAAAGGCACAACAGUCAUUACAAAUCUUUAUUCUGUUCACUUUGAUGAAAAGUACUGGAAAGAUCCAGACAUGUUCUGUCCUGAGCGAUUUCUGGACAGCAGUGGAUAUUUUACCAGGAAGGAAGCUUUGAUUCCUUUUUCUCUGGGGAGAAGACAUUGUCUUGGUGAGCAGCUGGCUCGGAUGGAAAUGUUCCUGUUCUUUGCAUCCCUGCUUCAGCAAUUUCAUGUGCACUUUCCACGUGAACUAAUUCCAAACCUGAAACCAAGGCUGGGCAUGACACUGCAACCUCAGUCCUACCUCAUCUGUGCAGAAAGACGCUGAAAGUGCACAAAUGUAUUUGAGACAACGUUGUUGAAUCAAUAAUGGUGUUUGGGCCAAAGCCACACUUUUAUAAAGACAAGUGAACACAGAUAUAUUGUUUAAAAUAGUGCUAGAGCAAUAACAAGCAUUGGGUGUUAUUUUUAAUAGCUCCCAUGAAUUCUUACUGUAG
This is a messenger RNA of Acomys russatus (golden spiny mouse), 1140 nucleotides long. RefSeq names its product vitamin D 25-hydroxylase. The transcript is spliced from 5 exons. The record is from RefSeq and is a predicted model, not a curated record. Gene Ontology annotation, cellular component: intracellular membrane-bounded organelle; cytoplasm. Gene Ontology annotation, molecular function: oxidoreductase activity, acting on paired donors, with incorporation or reduction of molecular oxygen, reduced flavin or flavoprotein as one donor, and incorporation of one atom of oxygen; heme binding; iron ion binding. Lineage: Eukaryota; Metazoa; Chordata; Mammalia; Rodentia; Muridae. Gene Ontology annotation, biological process: xenobiotic metabolic process. The coding region runs from base 141 to 971 and encodes 276 amino acids.